This is a messenger RNA of Didymella exigua CBS 183.55, 270 nucleotides long. RefSeq lists its product as uncharacterized. Bases 1 to 270 code for a protein of 89 amino acids. NCBI's taxonomy places the organism in Eukaryota, Fungi, Ascomycota, Dothideomycetes, Pleosporales, Didymellaceae. The transcript has a single exon. The record is from RefSeq and is a predicted model, not a curated record.
AUGUGUCACGACGAAUAUACAACAGCAACUAUUCCGGCCAGAGCAAGUUUCUGUUUCCAGUGUGGCGUCUGGAGGAAUAGCGAGAUGGGUUUGAGAAUGCAUGUGCUUCAACAUGUUAAGGAGCCGAGCAUUACGUACGGACCUAUCAUGAUAGACAGCGGGCUCAGUGCAGUGUCCCCACCAGACAUGCAAGGGGCAGGACAUGGGCAUGCGGGAUUUCACCCUACACCUCCAGCAUACGCAUGGGAUACAAAUAAGCUAAGGAGCUAG